CAGAGGAUCGGGACUCUGCGGAGGACAGAAGCCCAGACUGGAACACCUCUUCCCUGACUGAAACCCUGGAUGAUUAUAAACAGGAACUCACACAAACCGGACACUUGGACGUAAAGGAAGACCUUUUUGGGGGGGUGAAUAAGUCGCCAGUGGCUGCAUUAAAGUAUUGGAGUGUUUGAGAGGAAGUGAUUUCGCAGAGGAUUUGGGAUGCUGGGUCCCCUUGCGCUCCGCUCCUUGCUGUGCGUGCUGAGCUGCGCUUGGCUGCGCACCGGAGCCUCGCGGCUGAAGUCUCCGGCUCUGCCCAUCCAGUCCGAGAGGGAGCCGCUGCCCUCCAAAGGUCUGGCCGGAUGCUCGUUCGGAGGUCGCUAUUAUUCUCUGGAGGACACAUGGCACCCAGACCUGGGCGAGCCCUUCGGAGUCAUGCACUGUGUUCAGUGUUACUGCGAAACUCAAAAGAGCCGUCGUGGGAAGGUGUUUGGGAAAGUGAACUGUAAGAACAUCAAACAGGACUGUCCCGAGCUGGACUGCUCUGACCCGGUGCUGCGGCCCGGACACUGCUGCAAGACCUGCCCCAUAGGUAACACACACAUACAUAACAUAAGCAUCUCCUCCUGCUGUCCUCUGGCUUUCAGAGACACAAGCAAAUGGUGCUUCGAAAGCCUUCAUGAUGAAAACAUACAAACCAAGACAUUGGGAGAACAGGGUCUUUAGAGACAAGACUUCUAC
This is a messenger RNA of Gymnodraco acuticeps, 726 nucleotides long. Its product is annotated as chordin-like. Gene Ontology annotation, molecular function: protein binding. The coding region runs from base 208 to 711 and encodes 167 amino acids. Lineage: Eukaryota; Metazoa; Chordata; Actinopteri; Perciformes; Bathydraconidae. The record is from RefSeq and is a predicted model, not a curated record. The transcript has 3 exons.